Messenger RNA from Galeopterus variegatus (Sunda flying lemur), 3114 nucleotides. It is a transcript of the gene PPFIA2, whose product is annotated as protein tyrosine phosphatase, receptor type, f polypeptide (PTPRF), interacting protein (liprin), alpha 2. The transcript has 18 exons. Lineage: Eukaryota; Metazoa; Chordata; Mammalia; Dermoptera; Cynocephalidae. The annotation marks the transcript as partial. Gene Ontology annotation, molecular function: protein binding. Gene Ontology annotation, cellular component: presynaptic active zone. The record is from RefSeq and is a predicted model, not a curated record. Gene Ontology annotation, biological process: synapse organization.
GCUAAUUCAGGAAGAAAAAGAAUCUACAGAGUUGCGUGCUGAAGAAAUUGAGAAUAGAGUGGCUAGUGUGAGCCUGGAAGGUCUGAAUCUGGCGAGGGUCCACCCGGGAACCUCCAUCACUGCCUCUGUCACAGCUUCGUCGCUGGCCAGUUCAUCUCCCCCCAGUGGCCACUCCACGCCAAAACUCACUCCGCGAAGCCCUGCAAGGGAAAUGGAUCGCAUGGGAGUUAUGACCCUGCCAAGUGAUCUAAGGAAACAUCGGAGAAAGAUUGCAGUAGUGGAAGAAGAUGGUCGGGAGGAUAAAGCAACAAUUAAAUGUGAGACUUCUCCUCCUCCUACCCCUAGAGCCAUCAGAAUGACUCACACCCUCCCUUCUUCCUACCACAACGAAGCCCGAAGUAGUUUAUCUGCCUCUCUUGAGCCAGAAAGCCUUGGGCUUGGCAGUACCAAUAGCAGCCAAGACUCUCUUCACAAAGCCCCCAAGAAGAAAGGAAUCAAGUCUUCCAUAGGACGUUUGUUUGGUAAAAAAGAAAAAGCUCGACUUGGGCAACUUCGAGGCUUUAUGGAGACAGAAGCGGCAGCUCAGGAGUCCCUGGGGUUGGGCAAACUUGGAACUCAAGCUGAAAAGGAUAGAAGACUGAAGAAAAACACAUCUGGGCAUGAACUUCUUGAAGAAGCUCGGAGAAAGGGAUUACCUUUUGCCCAGUGGGAUGGGCCUACGGUGGUCGCAUGGUUAGAGCUCUGGUUGGGAAUGCCUGCUUGGUAUGUGGCAGCCUGCCGAGCCAAUGUGAAGAGCGGUGCCAUCAUGUCCGCUUUAUCUGACACUGAGAUCCAGAGAGAAAUUGGAAUUAGCAAUCCACUACAUCGCUUAAAGCUCCGAUUAGCAAUCCAGGAGAUGGUUUCCCUAACAAGUCCUUCGGCUCCUCCGACAUCCCGAACUCCUUCAGGCAACGUUUGGGUGACCCAUGAAGAAAUGGAAACUCUUGCAGCUCCAGCAAAAACGAAAGAAUCUGAGGAAGGAAGCUGGGCCCAGCUCAAUAUGAGAAUGAUCUGUAACUUAAAUUUUUAUGAAAACACCCUAACAAAAAAAGAUCUCCGUGUUCAUUUAAAAAUGGUGGAUAGUUUUCAUCGAACAAGUUUACAGUAUGGAAUUAUGUGCUUAAAAAGGUUAAAUUAUGACAGAAAAGAGCUAGAAAGAAGACGGGAAGCAAGCCAACAUGAAAUAAAAGAUGUGUUGGUGUGGAGCAAUGAUCGAGUUAUUCGCUGGAUACAAGCAAUUGGACUUCGAGAGUAUGCAAAUAAUAUUCUUGAGAGUGGUGUGCACGGCUCACUUAUAGCCCUGGAUGAAAACUUUGACUACAGCAGCUUAGCAUUAUUAUUACAGAUUCCAACACAGAACACCCAGGCAAGGCAGAUUCUUGAAAGGGAAUACAAUAACCUCUUGGCUCUGGGAACUGAACGGCGACUGGAUGAAGGCGACGACAAGAGUUUCAGACGUGGAUCGACCUGGAGAAGGCAGUUUCCUCCUCGUGAAGUGCAUGGAAUCAGCAUGAUGCCCGGGUCCUCAGAAACAUUACCAGCUGGAUUUAGGUUAACCACAACGUCUGGGCAGUCAAGGAAAAUGACAACGGAUGUUGCUUCAUCAAGACUGCAGAGGUUAGACAACUCCACUGUUCGCACAUACUCAUGUUGACAAGCCACUCAAAGGAGGCAGCACUGACCUGCUAUGUCGUCUUUUCAGUCUAUUCUACCUAAAGUGCACUACCAUCUAAGAAGACAAGCAGUGAAAAUCUUUGUGAAGACUGAAUUCUAUCAAUAUAACCAUGAGUAAUGGUUUAUUAAAAGCUGAAAAUGUGAUUUUGGAGGGAGUCAGAUAUUAAGUUUGGUUAGUUUACUACAAUUGUAAUAAAAUGCUUAAGUCAUUUGAAUAAUAAACAUCAUCCACAUCAUAAACUCUGUAAAACAGAUGCUUUUAUGAAAAGAACCACUUGUUUUUUCAUGUUUUACUGUAAUAUACUAGGCAUUUAUGUAUUAUUGUGUAUUUCUUUUUAAAUGUGUAAGUCUUAUGUAAAUGGAUAUAAAUAUGAUUUUUUAAAAAAUAAAAUAUAUGGUUCAUGGAGUCUUGAGUGCAAACAUUUGACAAUUCUAAGUACUGUUUGUAUUUUACCAUUCUGCCAUUUUUACAGUUUUUGAAUUGUAAAAGUCAAAUCAAUAUGUUUCCUUGAAGUAUGUUUCAUGCUUCAACAUGUUUCUCCUUCAAGUCUGUCGAUACUUAAAGCUGAACACCUGCCUCUGAUCAUGUAAAAAAGAAUGAUUUAACCUGGAACUGGAGCCAAAAAUAGACCUUAAAAGGCAAUCAGGGAUGUCCUAUAUCUUUAGAAAUAGCACUGUGAUGGCUCGAUCUCGUUUUCAAUACAAAACAAAGCCAAACUGUUUACAAGAGUCAAAAGCAAUUAUUUUAAAAAUUUAUAUUAAAAAAAGAAACAUUAUCUUCUCUUGUUACCUGUGGACCAAGAAAAAAAGAAAAACUUCUUUACUGAGAAUCACAUGUUCAUUUGAAUAUCCUGAACCUCCAGCCAGCACUGGACAGUGAAUGUCAACCACUGCAGAGUCUGAGGCUCAUUUCCACUGGAAAAUCAAAAUCCCGGAAACCCUUCUCUUUUGUCAGUGUAACAGGGCAUUAGCCAGACUCAUGUUUAAUGUUAUAAGCUUUUAGCCAAGAUGGCCUUGUUGUGACUUCCCUGAAGUCAAUUUUAUCAGAGGAAAUAAAUGAAAGACAGAAUGAUUAACAUAAAUAGUGUAUAAAAGUAUAGAAGAGUAAUCUCUUCCCUGUGGCUUUAUUUGGUGGUGUUAUUGUUGUUUAUUCUUUGUUUAUAUUGGAGAUUUCAAAGUAAAAUCUAUUUAAUAAUAUCAUUUAUCUAACUGCUGAUUUUCUGCUGCUUGAUCUUAUUAAGCGCAAAACCUGUCAUUAGUAAUUUCCUUUUUGUAUUAUAAUUUGCUAUGUUUGCACGUACAUUACAUUUGUUUUGAUGUCUAUUUUUGUUUAACAGAUUCAGUCAAAAGGUAAUGGUAACAGAAAUCCUCUCCAUUGUCAAUAAAAAAAAAAUACUUCCA